Messenger RNA from Centruroides sculpturatus (bark scorpion), 3454 nucleotides. Its product is annotated as zinc finger protein SNAI2-like. The coding region runs from base 1286 to 2395 and encodes 369 amino acids. The transcript has 2 exons. Gene Ontology annotation, molecular function: RNA polymerase II cis-regulatory region sequence-specific DNA binding; DNA-binding transcription factor activity, RNA polymerase II-specific. Gene Ontology annotation, biological process: regulation of DNA-templated transcription. NCBI's taxonomy places the organism in Eukaryota, Metazoa, Arthropoda, Arachnida, Scorpiones, Buthidae. The record is from RefSeq and is a predicted model, not a curated record.
CAUAAAAUAUCUACAGAUUUCUGACACAGUUCUGUAACGUUUGUAUUCUAAAAAAUAUCAUAUGAUAUAAGCAGUUUUAUAUAGCCUAAAUAAUAUUUUUAUCAUGUUUUAAAUUGCUAACUUAGAAAUUUCCUUCAAAAUUUUGUUUUAGAAAUUUGAAAGUCAUUACUGAUAACGUGUUUUUGCCAACACCUCCAACAUCACCCGAGGACAAUCAUCAAUAAUAAUCCCUAAAUGGUACCCUUAGGGAUGGCAAUUUUCUAUAUUUGGCAUGUAGAAAAGAGAAUUUAACAAUUUUCACGAUAACAUUGUUAAACGAAGCGGACAGUUUGAUCCAACGCGUUUAUGGAAAUAUACAGCAGGACAAUUAGCGUUAAAAAUAGCCUAACUUCAGGUUAAUUCGUGAUAUCUAGCGGAUAAAUUUAAGCUUAUAUCAUUUUUUUAUUGUUGUUGAUAAAGAUGUUUCUUUGUUAAGUAGCGAAAGAGUGUUUUCAUUAAACACGACAAGAAGUAAAGAGAGCACGACUGAAGAGCGUGAGCGGCAUCCAAAUAACUUAUUAGCAUCGCAUCAUCCCUCUGAUUAAAUCGAGUACAUAAAACCGAGAAUUCUUGAAUCGGCGAUGUUCGUUGCAUCAUUAGUGACGAAUUUGUUAGACUUUUACUAUGUGAUAACGAGAUCCGGCCCUCUGUAUACAUUGCUUAAAAUUCUUGGAGAAUCUGAGGAAAAAAAGGCAAAAUUUUAAAGAUUUCUUGGUGGAUCUCUUAUAAUAAAUUACGAAAUAAAACGUUCUUUUUUGGAUACCUAAAAGAGCAUUGUUAAUUCGUCGUCGGCAUGGCGAGUGAUAAAUUAUGUCAGCAGUCCAGGUGUUGGGCAUACGAACUUUUCUUUAUCGUUUUAAACGAGUCGAACCAUCCCCAGCUGAGCAGUAGAGCUAAAAAGCGGCAGAGCCACGAUCUAAUUCGGUUGUGGCGUUCAAUUCUCCUCCCACCGGCUUUGCUUUAAAGCGUGACGAUAUCAGAAGGGGAGGUGAUGUUGCAGCCUUCCUCCUACACCUGUUUCCGAGCUCAACAUUAUGUCAGUCGGUUGCGAUCCGUGUUCUUAUUGGCUAACGGCACAGAAACAUAACAAGGCGAAGCGAGAAGCUGAUUGGACGUCGAGUUAGCAGGCAGGUUGACUACACCUGCCUAGGACGGGACUAGAGUUGAAAACUGAAGCGUGGCGAGCGAGCGAGUCAGUCACUAGUCAAGCUAGCGAGUGUUGUGGAUGUGUUGAUAAGUGUGAAAAAUGCCUCGCGCUUUUCUUAUCAAGAAGCAUUCGUCUACUCGUAUUCCACCUAAAGUUGGUGCUGAGAAUAAUGUGGAUGGUGUUCAGGAUUCGCAUUCUGAAAUACGAGGACCGUAUGACCUAAGCGUCAAGGCCAAACGAUUGGAAAGUGACUUGAACGUUUUGGGUAUGAAGACGGACAUCAGCCUACAGGCCAAGAUGGAAGCACCGCCACCUGCUGUGGCUCUGGUACUCCCGAAACCUUCUCCACCCUCACCUGUCAAACCCGGGGCACCUCUCGAACCUCUAAAUCCCAAUACCCCAGCUGGAGCACGUACCAGCGCUUGGCAUAGACCGGUCGUGCCACCUUAUCUGCCGUUUAAUUUCCCACUUUAUUCAUUUUCUCGCCAGGAUAUGUAUGGAACUUAUUUCGCUCCAACUAGUCUAGUUCCACCACCGUUGGUGCCCGUGUCUCCGGCCCGGGCUUCUCCUAUGUCACCACGAGACGGUGGAUCACCCACCUCGAUCUACACGGGGAAACAUUCUCCACCUAUGCAGCCUAGCUUCGAAUCGGGAACUCAGGACAUUUAUCAUCAUCCAGCAUGGAUAGCGGAUCCGAAGGAUCCAAAUUUAUCUCCUGCACCCAGCACAGACAGCGAAUCUGGGAAAGAAGGUGGCAUCAGAAAACGCAAAACCGAGGCACCGAGAUUUCAGUGUGCGGACUGUAACAAAAGCUAUUCUACCAACAGUGGACUAUCUAAACAUCGUCAGUUCCAUUGUGUUACCCAGAACAAGAAAUCCUUUAGUUGCAAAUACUGCGAGAAAGUUUACGUGUCACUGGGAGCACUCAAAAUGCAUAUUAGGACCCACACACUACCCUGUAAAUGUAAAUUGUGUGGAAAAGCCUUUUCCAGGCCCUGGUUACUUCAAGGACAUAUCAGGACUCAUACGGGCGAGAAACCAUUCUCUUGUCCUCAUUGCAGUAGGGCAUUUGCCGAUCGCUCCAAUCUUCGAGCGCAUCUUCAGACACAUUCUGAUGUCAAAAAAUACAGUUGUAAAGCGUGCAGUAAAACCUUUUCUCGCAUGUCAUUGUUGCUGAAGCAUAGCGAUGGUUGUGUUCAACAGCGGUAGAGCUUUGUGAAUGACAAAAAAAAAAACAUAUCUGAAAUUUCAAACUAGUCUCAUCAAACGCGUGCCAAAUUUAUCACAAGUAGAAUAAAAUAGAAAGAAAUUUUAUAUAUAUAUCUAUAUAUAUAUAGAAUGAUGACAUAGCCCUGCAGGUUGGGGCAUAAAAUGAAACUAUAAUUUGGAAAAUUAUAUUAUUUGUCUGUUAAGUGGUGGACCAGAGAUCAUUCUGUACAGACUCGAGGUGUCUUUUAGACGCAGUGGGGUAACUUUGCACUGUACAAGUUUUUACAACUAAACGUGUUACAAAAGAAGGGAGCGGUCCCUUAUUCAGAGCCGAAUGUCACGACGACCUAUGGGUCCGAUGAUUAAAAUAAAAAAGUUUUCAUCCUUUAAAUUUUGAUAAUUUAAACUCGUUAAGAUAAUAAUAGUUAAAUUUAAAAAGAAAAAAAAUAUUCAAAAAGCGGUGCCUUUUUAUUAUCCUCGUAAUUCUAUAACCUUUACCAAAGUUAUUGUGCCAAUUUCCCGUUAUCAGUAUUAAUUAUAAAACAACAAAAUAUAUAAGUUUAAGUUGAAAAAAAGUUUGUCAUCCGCAUUACACUACCUCUUCUAAAUAUACAAAAAGAAAUAAAGAAAAAAGCGUCUUGUUCAAUGUUGUUGUUUGCAAGUGACGCUGUGAUUUAAUGAUAAUGUUUACUCUUUUAUCCGCUUUAGUACGUUUGUUAGCAGUUUUUGAUUUUUAGAACCAGUUGUUAGUGACGUCACAGUGUUUGUAAAGUUACUUGUCUUCUCACCAGAUGUCUGCUAUUAUCGUAUGUAAAAUGUUUAUCACGUACAGCAUGUAAAUACAAUCAAAUCUCAAUUCGAUUGCACGUUGUGUUCUGUUUAUUUGAUCACAAAAUUAUUGAGAUACGAUAACAAAAUAUAUAUAUAUGUACAUCAUAAUAUUUGAAGAAAAAAAAAAUUAUAUUUUGUCUUUAAUUUAUUAGAAAACGGCUCUCUGUAUCAUUAGAUUUGUUAAGUAGCUUCUCCAAAUAAAAAAAAUGAACGAUUUUUUUAUUUUAA